AUGAGGCGACCCAAGACCCGGGAGCCAUCUGCCCGGAGCAGACAAGUAGAGGCAGGGGCAUCAGAUGGUGAAGGAGGAGGAGACACGGAAAUGGCGCAGCAGGACACAGCUCCAGGUCCUGCCCUGUCCAGGAAAAUCAAACCGCCUAAAGAAUGUUUCUUGAUACAACCGAAGGAAACAAAUGAAGAUACCGCCAAGACCAGGAAGAGGAAAAAGAAGAAAAUUACUGUUAUUCUUGCAAAAUCAGAGCCAAAACCAGGGACACCUGAGGACCUACAGCAGCUGAUGAAGGACUAUUAUAGCAGCAGUCGCUCCGUAAUUGAAUUAGAAGAACUAACCCUCCCAGACUCCUGCUUCCUCAAGGCCAAUGAUUUAACUCACAGUCUUUCAUCAUAUCUAAAAGAAGUCUGCCCCAAAUGGGUGAAACUUCGGAAAAACCACAGUGAGAAGAAAUCAGUCCUGAUGCUGAUUAUCUGUGGCUCUGCCAUCCGAGCUCUGGAGCUCAUUAGGUCAAUGACCGCAUUCAAAGGAGACAGCAAAGUUAUGAAAUUAUUUGCCAAACACAUAAAGGUCCAGGAGCAGGUAAAACUGCUGGAGAAGCGUGUAGUGCACCUGGGCGUGGGAACUCCAGGGAGGAUUAAAGAACUCAUCAAACAAGGUGGCCUUCAUUUGAACCCCUUAAAGUUUCUGAUUUUUGACUGGAACUGGAGAGAUCAGAAGUUGAGAAGGAUGAUGGACAUUCCCGAGAUAAGAAAGGAGGUUUUUGAACUUCUGGAAAUGGGAAUCCUCAGUCUGUGCAAGACAGAAUCUUUGAAGCUGGGCCUUUUCUAA
This is a messenger RNA of Rangifer tarandus platyrhynchus (Svalbard reindeer), 831 nucleotides long. The record is from the annotation of a GenBank genome assembly. NCBI's taxonomy places the organism in Eukaryota, Metazoa, Chordata, Mammalia, Artiodactyla, Cervidae.